UUGAGACCAACAAAAAUGCCACCUUGACUAAACAGUUAGCCACCAGUGAUAGCACCAUUAAAUUUCUGAAUACUUUUGUGAAUAACCUAAUUGCCGAGAAAGAAAAGAUUAGCGCUGCGACCGCCGCGGCAGUCAGAGAGAGGGAAAAAUUACAGGCUGAUUAUCUCGAUUUAGAACGGGAAAGAGACGGAUUGAUUAAUUACUAUCGCGACAAAGCACUAGAUAUUGAUCGCUUGGCAGGAGAAUUAGCCAACGCUCGGAGACAAAUUGCCACCUUAGAGUUAGAAUUAAAAAAUCAAACUGAUGUUGCUGCUAAUUUAAGUGAGGAACUAACUGCCGCCCGAGCAGAGGCUGACCGAUUAAGAAGCCAGUCUGACACCACCGAGGCAGAAUAUAAAGAAUUACAAGGGCGAGUGGAAAAUGCCGAAACUGCUCUGACUGCUACCCGAGCCAAAUUAGCAGAAAAAGACCAAUUACAGGAAGAGUUAAAGAACAAAAUCGAAGAAUUAGAAAAUAAGAUAGACACAUUAAAAUUAGCUCGGAAGGAAAGAAAAAAAGCACAGGGAAAAAAUGGUAGCGAUUUAAAAAAAAGAUUAAAAUCCUUAGAAGACAUUAAUACCGAACUCUCCACCGCUAAUACCAAAUAUGAGGAAGAUUUAGCAGCGAUCAAUGAGGAAAAUAGUCGUCUAAGAAUGGAACUAAAUUACGCCACCGGUCAAGGGGGAAACUUAGUCCUUGAAAAUCACAAUUUAAAGAAUAAAUUGAAAGAACAAGAUAGUUUGACCGCAAAAAUUAGAAAACUGGAAAGUAAUUUAGAGCAAAAAGAUCUUGAAAAGCAACGACUAGAAACUGAUUUAAAAAAAUUAAACAGUGAUUAUAAGCGCUCCCAAAACUUGGUAGCCACCAUGAAAGCAAGCCAAGUAGACUUAGAGACUAAAAAUCAAAACUACCUGACAGAACUACAAACCCAACUAACUAAAAAAGCAAACGAGGUUAGCAAUUUAGAAGCCAAAUUAAGGCAAACAGAAAAAGAUUGA
This is a messenger RNA of Ambispora leptoticha, 1037 nucleotides long. Lineage: Eukaryota; Fungi; Glomeromycota; Glomeromycetes; Archaeosporales; Ambisporaceae. The record is from the annotation of a GenBank genome assembly.